CGUCUACUCCUCGGUGGAGGCGCGUCCGUCGGAGGGAAAAGCGGGAUUCAAUUUCAAACCCCGGCCACGGGGAACCAGCGCCAUCGGAUUGGGCGACGCGAUUGAAAAAAACAUUGACAGCGAUAUAGAAAGAAAAAAAAUCGCGUCAAAGGUCGCGUAGUCGCUCAUUUCGCGCCGAAAAAAAAAGACGAGUGGCGCGUUUUCGCCGUUGAAUUCUUUGAAAAACGACGCCGGGUUCAGGUGUGGUGUAUAAUCGUGUUACAGUUGCCCUUAUCGCUGCUCUGACUACGUCUCGGCGCCGACAUCUGCAGGAAUAAAAACAAAAAACAUGCCGAGGUCCAACAGGCAGAGGGAGUACAAACCAGGAGACCUGGUCUUCGCCAAAAUGAAAGGCUACCCGCACUGGCCCGCCAGGAUUGACGAGUUCCCAGAGCGAGCAGUGAAGUCACCCUCCAACAAGUACCAGGUGUUCUUUUUCGGGACGCACGAAACGGCGUCCCUCGGGGCCAAGGACUUGUUCCCAUACGACGAGUGCAAAGAGAAGUACGGGAAAGCCAACAAGAGGAAAGGCUUCGCCGAGGGCCUCUGGGAGAUUGAGAACAACCCCACCGUCACACACGAGGGCUACAAGUCAUCAAAGAAGGACGACGAGGCCGAAGAAGCCGCCGGUUCGGAGAAAGCCGACGCGGAGGGUAGCAGCGACGAGGGCGAGGGUGCCCUGGUCAUUGACGAGAAGAACGACAGAGGAGGAAACAAGCGCAAGGCGGACGAGUCGGCGGAGGUGUCGCCUAAGCGGCCGAAGGACGUGGAUGCUGAGGGCGCUUCCGACGUAGACAACGCAAAGACGGAGGGCAAGGUCAAUGACGUGGUCGCGCCCGAGGAAAAUACCGCGGCACCGGGAAAGCAAAUGGCAGAUAAGGCCGUGACGGAGAGCGCUUAACGUUUGCCUCUUGAGACAAGAACCCGUCGAUGCUUCUCAUCUGGAACAGAAGCGUGGACGCCUUGACGUCGCAGGAAAAUAGAUUUCGCGAGAUCCAUGAAUAUUUUCAACAACUACAAAAAGUGUUUGUAUGGCGAGACAAAGAAAUGUUCAUUUGUCCAAUUGGGAUAUCAUAUAUCCCAAUAGGAAUAAGAACAAUUGGAUUUCCAAACCAAUUGAGCUGUAUGGGGCUCGUUUAUAAAUGGGGAUUUUGGUGUGUACAUAUUUUUUUAUUUCCAAGUGCAAUUAAGUAAUUACAUGGAGUGAAUGCCAGGUGUCAUACCUAAAGAACCACAAACAAAGGGUACAAUAUAAUACAAUACAUGCUGAUUUGAAAAUGCUCUUCAAUUAUAGAUAUUGUAAUACUUGGUGUAUAUGGUGAGAGGGGAAAAAAAAACAUUUUCACUUUUGCUUUCAGCUUGAAAUUGAAGUGUUUUACUUGCGGUUGUUUUAUCUAAUCGACCAUUGCCAUAACAUCGGCCUCCCAACUGUAUACUGUAUUAAAACAUGAAAUAUUGACUUCAAAUAAACAACAAAGACUCCGAGACAAUAGGCACCCACUUUGUUUUGGGGAAAGCGUGCCGUUCAACACAAGUGGCCCUUUGUUUUGUGUUCAGGAAAGCCUGCCAUUCAACAUGCUCUUGUACGGUGAUAUUUGGUUGCUUCCUUUUGGUGGUGUUGUGCUCAUUGAGGGUGACCACGUGUGAAUAAUUUAAACAUCUGAUUGUGUAUUGAACAUAUGAUAUAUACACCCAUAUAUAUAUAUGACAAUAUAUAUAUAUAUAUAGACCCUGUCUCAGCGACAAUUUUAGCGUUUGAUAUGUUAAUACUUUGGAGAAUUGUGUGUCGCGGUCAUUGUCUCAAGCUGAAAGACAUUCCCGCAUGCUCGUGUAUAGCCCACUACGCCCUUUCAAAAGUUAACCACCAUCUAAUGCGAUCAGAACAACAACAAAAAACAAAUGUUGAUGAUGUCAUUGUGAUCCUUUGACGGCAUUUGCCUUCAUUUUUUUCCCCCAUCUUUCACGUGUACCGUAUUUCCUCAAAUAGUGACCCGGUUGGCCAAGCGAACUCCUUUCUCAAAUAACAAUACAGUACAAUGCUGACUGGAGAGCGCAGAGUCUUGGAGAAUGUUUUAAGCGAAUUCAAAUUGAGAGCGGUUGUGAAAGAUGACUGCGUGAGGUUGAGCUGGCGACUCGCGUUCUGUGUGGUCAUGCUACAAUGUUGUGUGCAGCCAUGUUGACAUCCCGCCGCUUGUAAAUUGGGCCAGCUUGCCUCCGAGAAAUUUGGAUGUAGCUUAAAAGUAUACUUUGACCAGACCUUUUGCAGUUGGCUCACUUCAGGCUCCACCUUGACCACUAUUCUCAGAAAUACGGUAUCCACUUACAAGUGUUUUUGAUGGUGAAUCCUUGUAAAAAUAAUUGCUCAACUGAAAUUUGAGUCUUACAACCACACACACAACCGCCCCCAGUGUACUUAUGUACAAGUCUUAUGUUGAACAACAUUGCGAUGUUCUAAACAAGGAGUGAUUUAUUUUCGGGUUAAUGUGUGUCGCUGUUAGUUCACAACUCUCCCCCGCUGUGUGAAUCCAGUGGGAGCAAGCAAUGAAAAAGAACAAAAAUAAUAAUAAUUUUGUAUAUAACGGUCAAAAUAUGACCUUGUCGCACAUCAUGCAUCAACGUUUUCCACUCUGCGGUUUAAAAUACACGGCAAAUUGAUUUGUUCUCUGAGUGUAAUUGUUGCUAUCACCUCCUCCCGUUGUUUUAAUAUGCUGCGCUUUAGUUUAAUAUUGUAGUUGCUGGUCCAUUUAAUAAACAUGUUUAUUACAAAGA
Messenger RNA from Hippocampus zosterae (dwarf seahorse), 2808 nucleotides. It is a transcript of the gene hdgfl3, whose product is annotated as HDGF like 3. The record is from RefSeq and is a predicted model, not a curated record. The transcript has 6 exons. Gene Ontology annotation, cellular component: nucleus. Gene Ontology annotation, molecular function: transcription coregulator activity; double-stranded DNA binding. Bases 329 to 940 code for a protein of 203 amino acids. NCBI's taxonomy places the organism in Eukaryota, Metazoa, Chordata, Actinopteri, Syngnathiformes, Syngnathidae. Gene Ontology annotation, biological process: regulation of transcription by RNA polymerase II.